AUGAACGCACCGGACAGAUUUGAGCUAUUCAUUCUUCCAGACGGAGUGUCGAAGAUUCAGAUUACCCCAGAUUCUAGGGUGCCCAAUUGUAUAAUAGUGAAAUUUGAAAGGGAAGACCAUACGCUUGGAAAUAUGCUCAGGCAGGAACUGAUCAACGAUCCAAAGGUGAUAUUUGCUGCAUACAAAGUGCAGCAUCCGCUUUUUGCGAAUUUCUUGAUGAGAAUUCAGACUGAGGAUGGUUACAAGCCACGGACUGCACUUAAGAAUGCAUGUACACGGUUAAUUUCCAAGCUGAAUGUCUUGAAUGAGAAAUUCAAGAGGGAAUGGGAGUUGAAAUCAUUAUUAACGGCUACUGAAAAUGAGGAGACAGAGGAUAUAUAA
Molecule: messenger RNA, 381 nt
Organism: Brettanomyces bruxellensis
Lineage: Eukaryota; Fungi; Ascomycota; Pichiomycetes; Pichiales; Pichiaceae
Exons: 1
Coding region: 1-381 (126 amino acids)
Biological process (GO): transcription by RNA polymerase II
Cellular component (GO): RNA polymerase II, core complex
Molecular function (GO): protein dimerization activity; DNA binding
Source: RefSeq, a predicted model, not a curated record